Ficedula albicollis (Collared flycatcher) is the source of this 2015-nucleotide messenger RNA. It is a transcript of the gene BOK, whose product is annotated as BCL2-related ovarian killer. Bases 373 to 1014 code for a protein of 213 amino acids. Gene Ontology annotation, biological process: regulation of apoptotic process; intrinsic apoptotic signaling pathway in response to DNA damage; extrinsic apoptotic signaling pathway in absence of ligand. The record is from RefSeq and is a predicted model, not a curated record. Gene Ontology annotation, molecular function: protein heterodimerization activity; protein homodimerization activity. NCBI's taxonomy places the organism in Eukaryota, Metazoa, Chordata, Aves, Passeriformes, Muscicapidae. Gene Ontology annotation, cellular component: mitochondrial outer membrane. The transcript is spliced from 5 exons.
UCCCUUAAAAGCGGGAGAGCAGAGCCCAAGGAUCCCGGAGAUGGGGAAGGAGGAGCUGGCGUGAGCCCUGUGGCAAGCACAGAGAGGAGGCUGGUGCUCUCCAGAGAGGUGUGACAGUAACCUGUGAAUCCUAAACCAGUGAUGCAGAUCUUCUAAAGAAACAUGAAACCAAACCCAAAAAGAGAUCACUGAGGGGGAAAAAGUGCAACAUGAGAGCUAAAAUGAAAACCUGGCCUGUGGAGAAGAGCUGCUGGAAGCUCUGACAGACCUUGAGGACGGAGGAUUACUAGAGAACUCCUGCAGAUUCUCAUCAAAGGCUUUGGCUCAGCCUUCCAGUCAGUGCAUGCAGAGCUGUGGGCUCAGCACUCGAGGAUGGAGGUGCUGCGCCGCUCCUCAGUCUUUGCUGCAGAGGUGAUGGAGGUUUUUGACAGGUCUCCCACUGACAAAGAGCUUGUGUCCCAAGCCAAGGCUCUCUGCAGAGACUACAUAAACUCAAGGCUGAUUCAGGCAGGUGUCAGCUGGAGCAAACCCGAGCACAACGCCCCAGUGCCUGGGGGCAAGCUGGCCGAGGUGUCCACCAUACUGCUGAGACUUGGGGAUGAGCUGGAGUACAUUCGCCCCAACGUCUACAGGAACAUCGCCCGCCAGCUGAACAUCUCUCUGCACUCUGAGACCGUGGUGUCUGACGCCUUCCUGGCAGUGGCUGCACAGAUUUUCACUGCAGGCAUAACGUGGGGCAAGGUGGUGUCUCUGUACGCCGUGGCAGCCGGGCUGGCCGUGGACUGCGUGCGGCACGCGCAGCCAGCCAUGGUUCACACCAUCGUGGACUGCCUGGGAGAGUUUGUGAGGAAGACCUUGGUGACGUGGCUGAAAAGGAGAGGAGGCUGGGCAGACAUCACCAAGUGCGUGGUGAAUACUGACCCCAGCCUUCGCUCCCACUGGCUCGUGGCUGCUGUUUGCAGUUUUGGUCACUUCCUCAAGGCCAUCUUCUUUGUCCUGCUGCCUGAGAGAUGAGUCUGAGCUGCCAAGCACAACCCCCCUUGCCCCAUCUUCUCUCCCACUCCAGAAGCAACAAGAAGUAACUGGAGAAGUAAUUCCAGACUGGUAAUGGCAAUCUCUGAAGAGGAGGAAGAGAAGAACUGGGACACAAAAAAAGGCUUGUUCUCCCAUCAAGCAGGAGCGGAUGAUCAACCACAGUCUCCUAUUUGCAACCACACCACAUUAAUCCUUCCAAGAAUCUUGUUUCCCUGGGUGACUUGCAUGUGUGGCCUGGGUGUAGCUGGUCCCUGGGCAUGCUGAUGGCAGCUGUGUGCUGCGUGGGACUGUCAGAUGGCUGCUCCUUACUGCUGUGUUGCAUGUUUAUGCUAGCACCAGGCAGAGGGGAGGAGGAAGGGAAUAUUAUUUGAAAUGGGAUAAAAAAAAAUAGGAGAGGGGGAGAGUCCCUUCUUCACCCCAUGUGAUUUCCCUUUCAGUCCUCAGACUUAACUUGUGUUGAUUCUUGUUGUUACAUUUUGUGCUUAAACUUCAUCUCCUCCUUUAUCCCCGACUCACUUGCUGGGCUCUGCCCCAGCACAGCAUGGUGGGUUUUUAACGAGAUAAAACCAAAUAAUCUGUCAACAGAUGCUUCUCCCUGGCAAGUCCUGGAGAUUGGUCUGAGUACUUGUGUGAGGGGCAGGAUGAGAGGGCAAUGUGUGUUUUGUUGACCCCUCUUGCUGCACUCACCUCAGUCAAAGAGGAGAGCAAGGGGCAAUGCCUUCAAGCAACAACCUGGGAUGGAAUUUCAUCAUGAAGAAAAAUGUAUUCUCCACUGUGAUUCUAUCAGAGCUAAGCGUGUAAGUAGGAAAGGGUGGGGGGCAUGGGCAGAAAUAGGGAAGCUGCAAGUGGCAUUGUAAAAGCAGUGAGCUGUGCUGGAAGUAGCUGAUGGGUGUUUCUCCUUUAAUCUCUUUAAAGUACAACUCAUAGUCUUCUUUGUGGCAAACAAUAAAAGAGAAUAAGUGGUAUUUCACUACUGCAUA